UCUAAACAUUCUUAACUUAAAUGGAAAUUUUAUUAUGGCAGGUGAUGCACUAGGGCAACCCCGUUGUAGCGACAUAACACUAAAAAUGUUAAUAAAACUUUGUAUAUUUGCUUUUAAUAUAGGAAAUCGAUAUGUUUAAAUUAUCUCUAUAAUUAGGGUAUCUAUUUGUCUCAACGCAAAUAUACUUUGGAUAUUAUUGACGAAUGUGGAUUGUUAGCCUCUCGGCCAUUUGCGACUCCAAUGGAAGAGAAUCAUCGGUUGCAAGUCAUUGAAGAAGGUUCUUAUGCUGAUCCAGGGCGAUAUCAUCGUCUUGUCGGACGCUUAGUGUAUCUCACGGUUACACGUCCUGAUCUUACUUAUGUUAUUCAUAUUUUUGCACAGUUUCUCAAGUAACCGCAGGUCAAACAUUGGGAAGCAGCACUUUGGGUGGUUUAUUAUCUUAAAGGCUGUCCUGGACAAGGGAUUUUGUUGACUGCUAAUACUGAUCUUACACUCUCUGCCUAUUGUGAUGCUGACUACCAGACUCUUCCUCUUACCCAUCGCUCGUUGUCUAGCUAUGUUAUACUUCUAGGUGGGUCUCCUACUGCGUGGAAAACAAAGAAGCAGAAGACGGUUUCAAUCUCUUUUGCUGAAGCGGAGUAUCGGGCGAUGCGUUACACGACGGGUGAAUUAAAGUGGGAACGUGAACUUCUAUCCUGCUUUGGGGUUCGGCAUGAUACUCCUAUAUCACUUUUCUGUGAUAAUCAAGCUGCUCUACAUAUUGCCGCAAACCCUGUUUUCCAUGAGCGUACUAAGCAUAUUGAAGCUGAUUGUCAUUUUGUAUGUGAUGCACUCAAGGUUGGGCUUAUUGCGACCUUCAAGAUACACACUUCCAACCAGUUUGCUGAUAUUUUCACUAAGUCUCUUGGCGGUCCGCAAUUUUCUUAUCUUCUACGCAAGUUGGGCAUUCGGGAUCUUCAUGCGCCAACUUGAGGGGGAGUAUUAGGGACUAUUGUAUAAAUAUCUAUAAAUAUCUACACUUAUGUUAUAUUUUCUAUUGUAAAGAGUCUUGGUACUCAAGUCUAGAAUAUUCUCUUAGGGUUCUUGUGAUUGUAUAUAUAUUCUUGUAAAGCUUAAUGAGAGGAACAACUUUGACGCCUACCACUUUGUUAGUUUUACAACUCGAAAUCUAUGUGAAUAUCUUUGAUGCUCUUCAUCUAUUCUAUUAGGAUGGAGGAAUUGAGCCAAAUCUUGAAGAACAAUAGGAUGGAUGAUCUCACUUGGUUUUGUUCUCUCUCAGAAUCUGAACUGGAUUUGCUCAUCAGCUUAAAGAAGCUAGCCAUUCAACGCGCCAUAAUAAGUGGUCACCAAGAACUAGCUGACAAAUUUGAUCUUAAGUUGCUCCGAGCUCUAGGGCUUGUGCUAAUGGAGUAUGUAAGAAAAAAGAUAGAGGGUGAUACUUGUCUUGCCCCAAGUGUUGUUCAUCAACUCAGCCUUUUGGAUAGUUGUAACUUGGUGGAAACGCAUGUAGAUGGUACUAUAGACACUGAGGAGAUUCUGUGUGAAAUCUGCAACAAGAAUUUAAAAAAGAAAUCACGGAAAAGGAGGCGGUCCAAGUGAACCCGGCAUCUCAUGUCCACUGUUUUGCUCGGUUCUGGUCGUGUGUCGCUCAGACUAGCUCGGAACAGAGAUUUAGUUUCUUUAAUUUUUAUAAGAUGAUCUUCCCGAAUCCCGAUUAUACCAUGCAGUGUAACGUAUCGUUUUAUAUAACAUCUCAUUGUUUCUUCUGCCUCUUUGUCUUUUGUCCAUCGCCAGAUAUGCUUGUGCUUGACAUAUCGAUUACGUAGAUCUUUGGUAUGAGAAUUUAAUUUGCCGGAAAUCUUGGUUCAAAUUGGUACGACAUAAUUGAUCUUGGUACAGCAGUGUCUGGUUAGGCAGGAAAUAGAGAAAAAUGCUAUUCUCAAUUGUUGUUAAGAAAACAGAUCAUAUAGUAUUAUCUAAACUGCUCCACGAUCAUAUGUUUUGCCUCAGUUGUUGAGGGAAAGAUAUGUAGUGAUAGUCUAAGAUCAUGCAUGCAUAUACCAAAACAUAUGCUAUGUAGCCUAUGUUUGCCUAGAGUAGUAUUUACUGUCAAUUUAAGACAAAUUGUAAAAGUCAUGGAAUGUGUAAAAGAAGAAGAAUAAAUAAUCUACUUGCACCAAAUGUAUUUUCUUCAUAAAGUGGGUACUUUCCUCAAAUUUUUAUUUUAUUUUAAGCUCAUAGGCUAGAGAAGCAAGA
Messenger RNA from Camelina sativa (false flax), 2256 nucleotides. RefSeq lists its product as uncharacterized. The record is from RefSeq and is a predicted model, not a curated record. Lineage: Eukaryota; Viridiplantae; Streptophyta; Magnoliopsida; Brassicales; Brassicaceae.